Dichotomopilus funicola is the source of this 258-nucleotide messenger RNA. RefSeq lists its product as uncharacterized. The coding region runs from base 1 to 258 and encodes 85 amino acids. NCBI's taxonomy places the organism in Eukaryota, Fungi, Ascomycota, Sordariomycetes, Sordariales, Chaetomiaceae. The transcript is spliced from 4 exons. The record is from RefSeq and is a predicted model, not a curated record.
AUGAAGCUCUCACUUGCAGUCUUUGCUACUACUUUAGUAGGGAUCCAUGGUUGCUUCCUCACUGCCCACUCUUCCACUGUGGGAAACCCCGCUGUUCAGCAUUCUGAGCCCAAGGGCCACGGUGGAGCUGCGCAGUACGUGACUUGGUCGCAUGGCAAAUGCACCAUCAAGGGCCAGCUCAUGGAUGGCUGCGGUGUAAAGGUCAGCAGCGCUGCUGGCUGUGGAUCAGUCUCGUUCACCAUCGCUCACGCAGGGUAA